AUGACUUGGAAUAAAUUAAAAUGCAGUGAUCGUGAACUUCAACUACUUGGAACCCUAAAUGGAGGGCAAAGCUUUAGAUGGGAAUUUAAUAAAAACAAUAACGAAUGGACUGGAAUUUUUUCAAAAACUUUAUGGAAAUUGAGACGAACAGACGAUGAUAAUUUAGAAUAUAGAGUGCUUGGUUCGUUAUUAAAUAAAAAUACCCAAGAAUAUAAUUAUAAAAAAAUAUUAGAAAAAUAUUUUCGAUUGGAUUUGAAUUUAAAUGAUAACUAUAAAAUCUGGUCUCAAAAAGAUGAACUAUUUAAAACAGCUUGUAAACAAUUUUAUGGUAUAAGAAUGUUGGCCCAAGAACCAGUGGAAAAUUUAUUUUCGUUUAUAUGUAGUCAGAACAAUAAUAUCUCUAGAAUCUCAAGCAUGGUUGAGAAAUUGUGUAAACAUUAUGGAGAAGAAAUAUGUGAACAUGAAGAUGUAAUAUAUUAUGCCUUUCCAGAAGUUAAGAAUUUGGCAAAACCACAGGUUGAAUCGGAAUUGCGGCAGUUAGGAUUUGGUUAUAGAGCAAAGUUCAUUCAGAAGUCAGCAGCCCAGAUUUUAGAAUGGGGUGGAGAAGAAUGGUUCAAAACUUUACAGAAUAUGAAGUAUAAAGAUGCUAAGCAAGAAUUGAUGAAAUUGUGUGGUAUUGGACCAAAGGUAGCUGAUUGUAUUUGUCUAAUGUCCUUAAAUCAUCUCGAGGCUCUCCCAGUGGAUACACAUGUGUACCAGAUAGCUGCUCAGAACUACCUACCACAUUUGAGGGGCAAAAAGAAUGUUACCGACAAAAUGUAUACAGAGAUAGGUGACCAUUUUAGGAACUUGUAUGGUGAUAUGGCUGGAUGGGCUCACACUGUUUUAUUUUGUGCAGACCUAAAGAAAUUCCAACAAAAUGAUAACACAGAAGUCAAUGCUGUUAACCCUAAAAAAAGGAGGAAAAAA
Messenger RNA from Brenthis ino (lesser marbled fritillary), 969 nucleotides. The record is from the annotation of a GenBank genome assembly. NCBI's taxonomy places the organism in Eukaryota, Metazoa, Arthropoda, Insecta, Lepidoptera, Nymphalidae.